Gongylonema pulchrum is the source of this 705-nucleotide messenger RNA. The record is from the annotation of a GenBank genome assembly. Lineage: Eukaryota; Metazoa; Nematoda; Chromadorea; Rhabditida; Gongylonematidae.
AUGUAUAUAUGUAUGUAUAUAUGUAUGUAUAUAUGUAUGUAUAUAUGUAUGUAUACAUGUAUGUAUAUACGUAUGUAUAUAUGUAUGUAUGUAUGUAUGUAUGUAUGUAUGUAUUGUGUAUGUAUGUAUGUAUGUAUGUAUGUAUGUAUGUAUGUAUGUAUGUAUGUAUGUAUGUAUGUUGUAUAUGUAUGUAUGUAUGUAUGUAUGUAUGUAUGUAUGUAUGUAUGUAUGUAUGUAUGUAUGUUUGUUAUGUAUGAAUGUGUGUAUGUUUGUAUGUAUGUAUGUAUAUACGUAUAUAUGUACAUAUUUAUGUAUAUAUGUAUGUAUGUAUAUACGUAUGUAUAUGCGCUUGUGUGCAUAUAUAUAUAUGUAGCGGAUUUGGAUUUGGUACGACGACACUUGGCCAGAAUGGGACCGAAUCUGAGCAAGCGCCGCUCAACAACAAUGGAUCGUUGCAUUCAUGUACAUCAGGCGACAGCAGUUCACUAUCUGCAAGUGGAAAUAAUGGAAAGUAGAGUACAAUUGACAUGCCCCGAAUGCACUGAACUCAUGCAUCCAUCGGACAUCUACUCGCUGAUGGCAAAUUGCCCGGAAAUGCUGGAAAAAUAUGAAACAUUCGCAUUACGGCGUGCUUUGAUGAUGGAUCCGGACACGCGAUGGUGCCCAGCACCUGACUGCACGUUCGUUUCCAUCUACCGCCUUUAA